Messenger RNA from Pygocentrus nattereri (red-bellied piranha), 2228 nucleotides. It is a transcript of the gene mindy1, whose product is annotated as MINDY lysine 48 deubiquitinase 1. Gene Ontology annotation, molecular function: cysteine-type deubiquitinase activity; cysteine-type carboxypeptidase activity; K48-linked deubiquitinase activity. The coding region runs from base 590 to 2206 and encodes 538 amino acids. Lineage: Eukaryota; Metazoa; Chordata; Actinopteri; Characiformes; Serrasalmidae. Gene Ontology annotation, biological process: protein K48-linked deubiquitination. Gene Ontology annotation, cellular component: cell periphery; cytosol. The transcript is spliced from 11 exons. The record is from RefSeq and is a predicted model, not a curated record.
GGCGGCUCGUUUCAGAGGCAGGAUUUAGAAGUUGUUCGCACUUUUAAACUAUUUCUUUUUUCAGGAAGUCAGUCGCAAUGAUCUCGUGUUAUGUUCCCAGCAUCUCUCCGCCUCCCUGUAACAUCAACACGCCGUUUAAAGCGCCACGCAGCCGCGUCACUGUUUACAAACAGCUCCGCCGGAAAUGAGGCCAACAAAAACAAGCCGGCCAGCGCGGCGUCACCGCUUAGCCUUUAGCCGUUAGCCCGUCCUGAGAAUCGGGUUUUUUCUCGUUUCGCGCGAUUUUACACCCAGAAAAAAAGUGUUUUAUCGGGCUGGACGCUGUUCUCCGGGCGGCUGUUCCGCAGGGCUUCGACAUGCCGGCGAGCUUUUAUCGCUCAAAGUGCUGAAAGUGCUGAAUAAAACAGCGGCAGUCCAGCUAGCUUAGCCUAGCCGGCUAGCGCGAGAGACGAAUGCCUGCGUAGAGCCUCUCCGGUCCCCAGUUUGGCCUCGGCUCACCUCCCUCGGCCAGGCUGCCCUGCACAGCUGGGCCUGCGGUGCACUGAGCCCGGCGGACAUGCUGUCGAAAUUAACCGAAUAGCGUCAGGCCAUGUCGGAUCUUGGUUCAGAGGCAGUCGACGGGGGGGUAGUAGCAGCUCGUGAAGGGGAACAGAUAGUAGCAUCCAAACCUCAGGAUGAUAAAGUGGCCGCGAAGGAGGAAAGCAGCCAAAGAGAAGACUUGCCGGAGGCCGCUGCACACAGCGAGGGCAGCAGAGCAUCAUCAUGCCAGCAAAUUCCAACUAGCAUGGCUUCCUCAGCGACCUCGGGUCAUGCCGAGGCCAGCGCUGGUCAGGUAGCCGGUGAGAGCCUUCCCGAGGGAGAGGAUUCAGAGGUGACCUAUAGCCGGUCCUCCAUGAACAGCUUAUUGGAGGAAACAACUUCCAUCUCCACAACCACAAUGAAUGUUUCCGAAGAGAACGGUCUGUCCAUGGACGAAUCCCUGACCUCCACCAAGUCUGAGCAGGCCUUGUCUUUGAGUGAUGAUGUCCAGAGCGUCGAACUAGCUGAAGCUGCAGUCCCAUCGUUGACCGAUGACGUAGUAGGUAUGGAGAUGGCUCAGGCUGCAGCUCCAGGGCCGUCGCAGGCGGUGCCGGAGUACUACCUGGUGAAGUGGAUCACCUGGAAGGAGAAGAAGACCCCCAUCAUCACGCAGAGUGAAAACGGGCCGUGCCCUCUGCUCGCCAUCAUGAACAUCCUCUUCCUGCGAUGGAAGGCCAAGUUACCUGCACAGACAGAGGUCGUUACCAUCGAGGACCUAAUGGCUCACCUGGGUGAGUGUGUGUUAUCCAUUAAGCCGAGGGAGAAAGCCGAGGGCAUGGAGCUCAACUUCCAGCAGAAUAUGAGUGACGCCAUGGCGGUGCUGCCGAAGCUGUCCACCGGGCUUGAUGUGAACGUUCGCUUCACCGGAGUGACGGACUUCGAGUACACGCCCGAAUGCAUCGUCUUCGACCUUCUCGACAUUCCACUCUACCACGGCUGGCUGGUGGACCCGCAGAGUCCAGAAAUGGUGUCUGCAGUGGGAAAACUGAGCUACAACCAGCUGGUGGAGAAGAUUAUAGCGUACAAGCACUCGGCAGACAGCAGCAGAGUCAGCGAAGGUUUAAUAGCGGAGCAGUUUCUGGAGUCCACAGCCACCCAGCUGUCGUAUCAUGGCUUGUGUGAGCUCAACACCACAGCUAAAGAGGGAGAGCUGUCUGUGUUCUUUAGGAACAACCACUUCAGCACGAUGAUAAAGCACAAGGGUCACCUGUACCUGCUGGUGACAGACCAGGGCUUCCUGCAUGAGGACGGCGUUGUGUGGGAGAGUUUACACAACGUGGAGGGAGACUGCAACUUCUGCGACUCGGACUUCAGACUGUGCCACCCAUCACAGAAGACCACCACGACUGGCCAGACCACGCCACAGCAGCAGCAGAUGCAGAUCGACCAGGACUACCUGGUGGCCAUGUCUCUGCAGAGGGAUCAGGGUGAAGCUCCUGGACCUUUGAGUGACCUGGAGCUGGCCAGACAGCUUCAGCAGGAGGAGUACCAGCAGCCUCAGCAGCAGCAGCAGCAGCAGCAGCAGCAGCAGGUCUCCGAACAGCAGAUGCGCGGUCAGACGACAGUGUCUCACCACGGAGGGCGGAGGCGAGAGAAGAAGGAUGACACUGAUUGUUCCAUUUUAUAAAUCAGGGCCUUCAAACACCAAA